GCGCGGCCGCUUCCUACUGUAUCGGAUAGUCGCGGGUUUACGCCGAUGGACAGAAAGCCCGGAGAGGCUUUAUGUCCAAAAAGGCCCGCUUGCGUGUGCAGUACCAACCCGCGCGCAGGUCGACUUCAUGAGCACUCUGUCCAGUGCUUUUUGCCUUGGGACACCGGACGGGUCUGCGGCGCGACAGUCGCGCUGACCUGUUGCCAGCGAGUGUACUGAGCAAAGGAGCCGGAAACUCCGUAAGCGUGCGCCCCAAACCUGCUCUCUGAAUCCACCAGUGACAGUGGGCGGUAUCAAGGCAGUGGCUCGGCUUUGGCCGUUACCUUUGCUGCUUACACUGGCUGUCUCUAUGACUGGCUGGUCCGGAAAAUCCACAGUCGGCUGCUGUGGUUUGCCUCAUUUUCUAAAAGGUCGAGCUCGUCGCUACUACAUUUUAGCUAACAGGAGUCCCUGGGCGUUCUGCCCGUAGUAUAAACCCUCUCCCGACUCCGUAACAUGAUGACCGUGCUGCCGCUCACUGACACGACCACGACCGCCAGCAAGAAGCGGCGUCGCAGCAUCGAACCCGUGGACUCGAGCAAGAUUCUGGCCAUGCCGCUCAGCAUGUCGCCGCGCGCGAUGGCGUCCAGCCCCGUGCGCGCCGCCGUCAAGGAGAGCGAGGAGCUACUGCGCCGCAGCCUCAUGGGACUUUCGCUGCAGCUCAAGCUCAAGAUGAUUCUCGUGGAAGCCUGGGCCUCGGACAUGAACAGCGUCGUCAUGGAGCGCAACCUCUUCUCUAUCGCCAAGGAGCUAGCUAUUUUGAAAGAAAUGGGCGUCUACGAACAGCACACGUGCGUGCGCUUCCUGGAGCUAGCGCGCAACCGCAUGGCGCAGCUCCUGGAGCAGACCGAGCGUCACGAGACGCUGCACAUGGAGGCCGAGCAGAUGUGGACCAUGGCGCUCAUUCAGGCGCAAGAAGCCGUCGCCACGCCGCCCACCAGUCCGUCUGCCGUCAGCGAAUUCCCGCUCCUUAGUGGCUUCGACGCCAGCAGCCGCGACAUCUCGGUACUGUGGCGGGCCAUGUCCAUCGCGCGGGACCGCGGCGCUCAGCUCUGGCACGAGAACAAGCCCGAACAAGCGCUGCCCUUCCUGUUAGCCGCCGAUUCAUACAUGAAGCGCUUCACGCUUAAGUACCAGCGCCUCAAAGUAGACCACGCCAUGGUAGACACACUCCAGAAGCCGCCUAUGGAGCCCAAGCACACACCCACGCGCGUGUCGUUCGCCGAGGAACCACAGGUCAUGGGAGUCGCAGAUGCCGAGGUGGAUCGAACACCCAUCUGCCCUACUAAACCGUCCAAGCUAGAGUCGCUACUACUCCGCACAUCGCGCGAGUUCCCGACGCCCCCAUUCUAGACGCUUAUGAUUCAAACUACUCAGGUCUCAACGGAAGGCCCACGUAUUCUAGCUAGCUAUAGUAACUUAUGAGCAGAAUGUUCAGACAAAUCAUCCCCACACUCUGGUUUAUUUGGCUUCCCAAUUAAUUUCCACUAGCCUUCCGUCGCCG
Messenger RNA from Phytophthora nicotianae INRA-310, 1543 nucleotides. RefSeq lists its product as hypothetical. The coding region runs from base 496 to 1392 and encodes 298 amino acids. The record is from RefSeq and is a predicted model, not a curated record. The transcript has a single exon. Lineage: Eukaryota; Oomycota; Peronosporomycetes; Peronosporales; Peronosporaceae.